Solanum dulcamara is the source of this 1740-nucleotide messenger RNA. RefSeq lists its product as uncharacterized. The record is from RefSeq and is a predicted model, not a curated record. The transcript has 10 exons. Lineage: Eukaryota; Viridiplantae; Streptophyta; Magnoliopsida; Solanales; Solanaceae. The coding region runs from base 174 to 1325 and encodes 383 amino acids. Gene Ontology annotation, molecular function: ATP hydrolysis activity.
UCCAAGAGCAAUAUAGUGGCUAGGAAUUGUUUUCAAAAUUUAGCCAAGAAUUCACCCUGAUAUGAGCGUUUCAUUCACACUGCCUUUAUUCGGACAUGGAGUAAUUGCUUAAUCUUUAUUUCAUGGAGUGAAAUAACUGGAAAAUUAGUAGUAGUAGAAACUUGUUAGGCGAAAUGGGUUCUAGCUUAUUGAUGUCUGUAGUCACUAGUGUCAUUACUCCACCCAUAAAAAGCAAACCUUGUUGUUUCAUCAGUUUACCAUUGAAGCGUGCUAGCUACCGUUGUUCUCGUGCCCGAAGUACCCUUUCGUGCUGUAGUAGUCAUGCUGCUGAUGAUAUGAAUGCCCUCUUUCAGAUUCUGCCAUGUGACUUACGGGACACACUUUUGAGUGACCCCAGCCAAGAUCAACUAGUAGAGGUGAUUUUAGAUUUAGGCUGUUUGCCACAAGCACACUACAUGGAUGAUUCUGGCAGGCGUUACCUUCGAAACACUGAGGUCUCUAUGGAAGAAAUACAAUGUGUCCUCAAGGAAAUUGGACAAUUUGGAGGAGAUAAUAGAGCUGGCAUAGAGGGUACUUUGCAUCGCAUUUCCGCCAUUAGGAAUAGGAAGGGCGAAGUCAUUGGUUUGACUUGCCGAGUUGGCAGGGCCAGAGGACAGAUUGACAUGGUGCGGGAUUUGCUUGAUUUUGGUGAAAGCAUCUUGUUUGUUGGACGACCUGGUGUUGGUAAAACUACGGUUGUGCGAGAGAUAUCUCGUGUCUUGUCAGAUGAACUUCAUAGAAGAGUGGUUAUUGUUGACACAAGCAAUGAAAUAGGAGGUGAUGGGGAUAUCCCACACCCAGCAAUAGGGGGGGCAAGAAGAUUGCAGGUUCCAAACCCGUCGAUGCAGCAUCAGGUUAUGAUUGAGGCUGUGGAGAACCACAUGCCUGAGGUGAUCAUUGUAGAUGAGAUUGGCACUGAAUCUGAAGUUCAUGCUUGUCGUACAAUUGCUGAGAGAGGUGUUAUGCUUAUUGGUACAGCUCAUGGCGAGCAGCUAGAGAAUAUAAUUAAAAAUCCUACUCUGUGUGAUCUGAUUGGAGGAGUAGUAACUGUGACUCUAAGUGAUCAGGAAGCACAAAUCAGGAACUGCAGUAAAAGUGUUCUUGAGAGGAAAGCUCCAUCUCCCUUUCCCUUUUUGAUUGAAAUAAACGAGAGAAACUACUGGGUUGUACACCGGGCUGAAAGAAGUGUCGAUGCUCUGCUUCGGGGUAAAAAACCGCUAGUUGAGUUUAGAAGGAGAACUCAGCAAUUACAGGUUGUGAUUGAGAGAUGGAGAACAAAGGCCUAAAUACUAUUAACUUCUGGAACUGCUCUACUGGAUCAUUCAGCUCAUAGGAUAUGUUCAACAUAUAAUGGAGAGAGAGCUGUUGGAUCUCUUGGUUCUCAUUAAGCUUUGCGAUUUUGUCUAGGUCAUAUGGAUACGGAUUCUGUCUCAUAUAUUUGGCAUCGACCUAUGACAAUAGGUUUCUGUUCUCUUCUUUUUCAAUUGAUUAAAUGUUAUGAAGAUGAAAUGCUAGUAGGUCUCUAUCUCUAAUAGCGUUUGAACAGAAAUUAAGGCCCUAUUUAGUUUAUCCUUUAAAUAGCGCAUUGAGCAAAUGGUGCUGAUCUUUCUCUUGUGACGAAAUGCAUGUGUCAUUAUUCUCUUGAUCGAUUUUGCUAAUUGAGCCAAUUACGUUCCAGAGGUGCAGCUUAGUAGUUGUAAG